Molecule: messenger RNA, 1122 nt
Organism: Psammomys obesus (fat sand rat)
Lineage: Eukaryota; Metazoa; Chordata; Mammalia; Rodentia; Muridae
Gene: Foxi1
Product: forkhead box I1
Exons: 2
Coding region: 1-1122 (373 amino acids)
Biological process (GO): anatomical structure morphogenesis; cell differentiation; regulation of transcription by RNA polymerase II
Molecular function (GO): RNA polymerase II cis-regulatory region sequence-specific DNA binding; DNA-binding transcription factor activity, RNA polymerase II-specific
Source: RefSeq, a predicted model, not a curated record
AUGAGCUCGUUUGACCUGCCAGCGCCCUCGCCACCUCGAUGCAGCCCCCAGUUCCCCAGCAUCGGCCAGGAGCCCCCCGAGAUGAACCUUUACUAUGAGAACUUCUUCCACCCCCAGGGCAUGCCCAGUCCUCAACGGCCCUCCUCCUUCGAGGGCAGCGGCGAGUAUGGGGCCACCCCCAACCCCUACCUCUGGCUCAACGGGCCAGCCAUGACCCCACCACCCUACCUGCCCGGCACUAACGCCAGCCCCUUCCUGCCCCAGGCCUAUGGCAUGCAGAGGCAGCUACUGCCCAGCGACCUAGGCUGGCUGCCCAUCCCCUCUCAGGAGGAGCUCAUGAAGCUGGUGCGCCCACCAUACUCCUACUCAGCCCUCAUUGCCAUGGCCAUCCAUGGGGCGCCUGACCAGCGCCUCACGCUGAGCCAGAUCUACCAGUACGUGGCUGACAACUUCCCCUUUUACAACAAGAGCAAGGCUGGCUGGCAGAACUCCAUCCGCCACAACCUGUCGCUCAACGACUGCUUCAAGAAGGUGCCCCGAGAUGAGGACGACCCAGGCAAAGGGAAUUACUGGACUCUGGACCCCAACUGUGAGAAGAUGUUUGACAAUGGAAACUUCCGCAGGAAGAGAAAGAGAAAAUCAGAUUCGUCUUCCAGCACGGGCUCUUUAACUUCAGAGAAAACAGAGAACAGUCUCCUGGCAGGCAGCCCCAAGCCCACAGAGCCUCAGGACAUCUUAGAGACUGCCUCGCCCCCUGAUACCACCACCAGCUCCCCAGAGAAGCGAUCCUCCCCUGCCCCCUCAGGCACCCCGUGCCUCAACAACUUCCUCUCUACCAUGACAGCCUACGUGAGUGGGACAAACCCCAUGAGCCGCUCAGUGGCCACACCAGGACUGAGCCCAGAGCCUACUGACAAGAUGGGGCAGAACUCACUAGGUUUCAACUCCUAUACCCCCCUCACCAACCUCAGUAGCCACGGGAGUGGGGGUGAAUGGGCCAACCCAGUACCCACCAAUGCUCUGGGCUAUGGAAGCUCUGUCCUCAACCAGUUCAGCCCACAUUUCUACAAUAGCAUUAACACCAACAAUGUCCUCUUCCCCAGGGAAGGCACUGAAGUCUAG